Phodopus roborovskii (desert hamster) is the source of this 1022-nucleotide messenger RNA. RefSeq names its product G protein-coupled receptor 17 (gene Gpr17). Gene Ontology annotation, molecular function: G protein-coupled receptor activity. Gene Ontology annotation, cellular component: membrane. The record is from RefSeq and is a predicted model, not a curated record. Bases 3 to 1022 code for a protein of 339 amino acids. Gene Ontology annotation, biological process: positive regulation of Rho protein signal transduction; phospholipase C-activating G protein-coupled receptor signaling pathway. The transcript has a single exon. NCBI's taxonomy places the organism in Eukaryota, Metazoa, Chordata, Mammalia, Rodentia, Cricetidae.
ACAUGAAUGGCCUGGAAACAGCCCUACCAAGUCUGACUGACAACUCCUCCCUGGCUUACUCUGAGCAAUGUGGACAGGAGACUCCCCUAGAGAACAUGAUCUUCGCUUGCUUCUACCUUCUGGAUUUCAUCCUAGCUUUUGUGGGCAAUUCUCUGGCCCUAUGGCUUUUCAUAUGGGACCAGAAGUCAGGGACCCCGGCCAACGUGUUCCUGAUGCACCUGGCUGUGGCCGACUUGUCUUGUGUGCUGGUCCUGCCUACCCGGCUGGUUUAUCACUUCUCUGGGAAUCACUGGCCAUUUGGGGAAAUCCCAUGCCGACUCACCGGCUUCCUCUUCUACCUCAAUAUGUAUGCCAGCAUCUACUUCCUCACCUGUAUCAGCGCUGACCGAUUCCUGGCCAUUGUACACCCAGUCAAGUCCCUAAAGCUCCGAAGGCCUCUCUAUGCCCACCUGGCCUGUGCCUUCCUGUGGGUGGUGGUAGCUGUGGCUAUGGCCCCACUUCUAGUCAGCCCACAGACUGUGCAGACCAACCACACAGUCGUCUGCCUGCAACUGUACCGGGAGAAGGCCUCCCAUCAUGCCCUGGCAUCUCUGGCUGUGGCUUUCACCUUCCCAUUCAUUACCACAGUCACCUGCUACCUGCUGAUCAUCCGAAGCCUGCGCCAGGGUCCCCGUAUAGAGAAGCACCUCAAGAACAAAGCCGUGCGCAUGAUUGCUAUGGUUCUGGCCAUCUUCCUCAUCUGCUUUGUGCCCUACCACAUCCACCGCUCGGUCUAUGUGCUUCACUAUCGUGGUGGUGGGAUUUCGUGCACUGCUCAGCGUGCCCUGGCCCUAGGGAAUCGUAUCACCUCAUGUCUCACCAGCCUUAACGGGGCCCUGGACCCUGUCAUGUACUUCUUCGUGGCUGAGAAGUUCCGCCAUGCCUUGUGCAACUUGCUCUGCAGCAAACGGCUCACAGGCCCACCUACAAGCUUCGAACGGAAAACCAACGAGAGCUCCCUAAGUGCCCGAUCUGAGCUGUGA